AUGGAACUUUUUCAUUUUCUUUCAGGUGGUCCUCAUACUAUUAGUUAUACAUCUACUAUUUUAGAAAAUAAUCAGGAAGUGAUAAAAGAUCUAAUAUUAAAAAUGAAAUUUAUUCUAUUUCCUCUACGAAAAACUGAUAACCAAACAAAAAAUAAUGUGGAAGAAUAUCCAUCAAAAAAUAGUCAUGAAAACAAUAGACAGCUUAAUAUUAUCGCAAGAACUAUACCAGAUAAGAAAGUUGCUAUCGAAUGGCUUCAAGAAUUAAUUGAUUUAGGAUUUCAGUUAAACUAUAAGAUUAUUCUUGAUAUUUUUCAACUUUUUGAACCUAGAUUAAACGAUGUUAGUAAGUUUUUAAUCAAUUCUUUUAUAGAGAUUAAAAAGGAAAAACAAGAAGAUUUGUUACGUAAAUAUCUAAAGAAAAUGAUGAAUUCUACUUAUAAACCUAAUAAUACAAUUGUACAAGAGUUUAUUUACACAAAUUUACCUAGAACACCUGAUAAGGAAUUUGCAAAUGAAUUUAGUAAAUAUUCAAAAGCUAUACUUAUGAAUUAA
Scutellospora calospora is the source of this 552-nucleotide messenger RNA. NCBI's taxonomy places the organism in Eukaryota, Fungi, Glomeromycota, Glomeromycetes, Diversisporales, Gigasporaceae. The record is from the annotation of a GenBank genome assembly.